Contarinia nasturtii (swede midge) is the source of this 379-nucleotide messenger RNA. RefSeq names its product ankyrin repeat domain-containing protein 29-like. The transcript has 5 exons. Gene Ontology annotation, cellular component: nucleus; cytoplasm. NCBI's taxonomy places the organism in Eukaryota, Metazoa, Arthropoda, Insecta, Diptera, Cecidomyiidae. The record is from RefSeq and is a predicted model, not a curated record. The annotation marks the transcript as partial. Gene Ontology annotation, molecular function: protein binding.
AUGCAUGGUGUGGAUCACGGUGCGGAAAAGUUCAUCUUACGGAUAAGAUCAUGGCAAGCAUUUCAAUAUGCUGUUGAGCAAGGUGAUGUACAAGAAAUCGAAAAAUUAAUAAUAAAUGGAGCGGAUGUUAAUAUCAAAAAUCGUGAUGGUUGGACACCUUUAUUACUUGCAUCUCACUACGGCAAAGAGCGAAUUGUGGAUUUUUUGCUGAAAAAUGGGGCCAAUGUCAACAGUCAACAUAAUGAAAGAAUGAUACCUUUGAUAUUGGCUUCGGAAAAUGGUCAUACUAAUGUAGUUGAACUGUUAAUAAGAAAUGGUGCAGAUGUAAGCAUUAGAGACAAGGAGGGAUUUACACCAAUAGCUAUCGCUGCUCAGGAAG